Messenger RNA from Mobula hypostoma (lesser devil ray), 4109 nucleotides. RefSeq names its product synapsin IIb (gene syn2b). Bases 511 to 2235 code for a protein of 574 amino acids. Gene Ontology annotation, cellular component: synaptic vesicle membrane; synaptic vesicle. The transcript is spliced from 13 exons. The record is from RefSeq and is a predicted model, not a curated record. Gene Ontology annotation, biological process: neurotransmitter secretion. Lineage: Eukaryota; Metazoa; Chordata; Chondrichthyes; Myliobatiformes; Myliobatidae. Gene Ontology annotation, molecular function: ATP binding.
AGAAAUGCGGAGAGAAUGGACGCUCGUCGGUCAGUGGUCCCUUCCAGCUGAAAAGUCAAUGAAAUGUAGGAAGUGAAAACCUACAUCGACGGUACAGGCAGCGUUCCACCUAUCGCUGCUUACUCGUAGGGGGAAUUCACUGGUCCGCCAUGUGACAGCUCCCUGCCGCCGAUGACAUUCAGGAGCACGGCACCGGCAGAGGUAGUUUGCAACUGGCUGCUGGUCGGGCAGUGGGGUUGUGUCGGCGCACGAAGGUAGGGGCGGGUAGGGCUGAACUGCAAGGCACAGAGGUGACUACAGUCUUGCAGCACGGAGACGUCAGCAUAUGUGCAGUUCUGAUGCUCUAGAUGAGCGCUCAUUAGAGACAGACAUUUAAAGACAUCGCACAGGAGCUUGUUCGGUGUACGGAGGUGAAAGACUUCUGGAACUCCCCGCUCCACCGAGCUGCCCGGCACCUGAAUUUCUUACCUCCCGCUCUUGUUUGGGUUGCCCCCUCCGGAAUCCGCACAAAUGAUGAACUUUCUGCGCCGAAGGCUUUCCGACAGCAGCUUCAUCGCCAACCUGCCGAAUGGAUACAUGACCGACCUGCAGCGGCCGGAGCCCCCACAGCCCCCGCCGCCCGUGUCCCCGGCCCCCGACAGGAGGCAAGCGAGCCAGUCCACGGGAAGCAGCUUCUUCAGUUCCAUCUCCAACGCCGUCAAGCAGACCACGGCGGCCGCCGCGGCCGGCUUAACGGAGCAAACGUCCGCGGGAGCUGCCAGGAGAGCCAAGAUUCUCCUCAUCAUUGACGAGCCCCACACCGACUGGGCAAAGCUGUUCCGUGGGAAAAAGGUUCAUGGAGAAUAUGAUAUUAGAGUGGAACAGGCAGAAUUUGCUGAGAUUAAUCUGAUGGCUCAAGCUGACGGUACCUGUACAGUCGACAUGCAAGUUUUUCGAAAUGGCACCAAAGUUGUCAGAUCCUUCAAGCCUGACUUUGUCAUUGUGAGGCAACAUCCCUACAGCAUGGCAGAAAAUGAGGAUUUCCGUAAUAUUAUUAUAGGUCUUCAGUAUGGAAAUCUACCAAGCGUGAAUUCGCUAGAAUCCAUCUACAACUUCUGUGACAAGCCUUGGGUGUUUGCUCAGUUGGCGAAUAUUUACAAAAGGCUGGGUCCAGGGAAAUUUCCAUUGAUUGAACAAGUCUUUUAUCCAAAUCAUAAGGAAAUGUUAACCAUGCCAACAUUCCCUGUUGUUGUGAAGAUUGGGCAUGCUCACUCAGGCAUGGGAAAGGUGAAAGUAGAAAACCACUACGAUUUUCAGGAUAUAGCAAGUGUUGUAGCCUUGGCAAACACCUACGCCACAACAGAACCCUUCAUAGACUCCAAAUAUGAUAUAAGGAUUCAAAAAAUAGGCAGUAAUUACAAGGCUUACAUGAGAACAUCAAUAUCUGGAAAUUGGAAAACAAACACUGGAUCAGCCAUGCUUGAACAGAUUGCAAUGACAGAAAGGUACAGACUUUGGGUUGAUGUAUGCUCUGAAAUGUUUGGUGGACUGGACAUCUGCGCUGUGAAGGCUGUCCAUGGAAAGGAUGGGAAGGACUAUAUCAUUGAGGUCAUGGACUGCACAAUGCCACUGAUUGGAGAACACCAGGCCGAAGACAGAGAACUUGUAACUGAACUAGUUUUAGGCAAAAUGAAUCUAUUAAUACCAAGAACACCUAUUCCAUCACCUCAGAGACCUACUGCUACACAGCAACCACAGAGUGGAGGUUUGAAGGAGGCACAGACUCAGCCCGGCUCAUUUCCUCAGCAGCGACCUCCACCACAAGGGGGCCCAAUACAACCCCAAGGACCACAUCCACAGUGCCAAGGUCAACUGCAGCAACAGCAUGCUUCUCGUGAGGGGCCACGUCUGCAAGGAGGUGUGCGUCCCACUGGCCCCCCACCUCUGCUACAAAGGCAACCGAGCCAAGCAACACAGCAACCACAGACUGCUUUGCAAAGCCAGAGACCGCAAAGUCAACCAUUAAAGAGGCAGCCUGAACAAAAGAUGCAAGCACAGCCUCCGUUAAGAUCACAACCAAAGACUCCUCAGCAACAGCCACAGCCCCAUCCCCAAUUAAAUAAAUCACAGUCUUUGACCAAUGCAUUCAACUUCACAGAAUCAUCGCUAUUUCGAUCGAAUUUAAAUGAAGAUGAAGCAAAGGCUGAAACAAUUCGUAAUUUGAGGAAGUCCUUUGCCAGUUUAUUUUCUGAUUAGAAGAUAGUAAAUGCCCCCAAAAUCACGCCACAUAAAUGUUACACUAAGCUGCAGCGUACUAACCUCGGUGACUGUAGAAAAAGUUAUUUUCUGUGCCCUAGAUUAAAUUAUUCUUUUGUGCCGUUUGGAUAUUAUAAUUUGUACAUUGUAAGAUGUGACAAAUGAGCUGCUUUAGACCAGUUAGCUGCCAGAAAAAAAAAGAGUAGGCAAAAAUCACACUCUAUUUAAGUCGGUACUAGUGUGGUUGCUGAGUGGUUUCAACAGGGGAAACAAAAUAAUCUUUAGCAUAUUCACUGUGAUGUUGUGAUAAGUGCACAGAGAUGCCUUAUGGUGAAAGUAACAUUCCUAUAUUUUAUUUCAUAGUGAAGUUUCAUAGUAUGAUAAUCAAUUAAAGUGUGCUUAUUUCUGUUCAGUUCCUUGCCAAGACGCAAUAUUAGUUAAUGAAGUGCUUUUGCAAGUAUCAAUACUAUGACAUAUUGGAUACAGUAUAUAUGUUGUGACAAGUUUACACGUUAUAUAAAAGUCGUCAAAAGUAAUGGAGGUGUACAUCAGUAUUACGUGUUUAUCAACUGAGGAAAGAGUAAAAAUUGAAUUCCUCUAUAUUUGCCCUUCGAGAAACACUUUUCUCCUAUAUAUAACAACAUGUGUAAACAAUUGGAGUUAGUGUUAUAGAAUUAUACAUUCAUCUUUACUUAUAUAUGUAUCUUAAAAUGUACUAUUAUGGAUUAUGUGUGUUGUAUAACCUAGUAUAUUGCAUUAAGAUUGCUUAGUCUCUUGCCAUAUAACCCUGCAAAACUUGUCUGAACUCAAAACUGAGCACAUGUCUGGUGUACAUAUAUGCAGCCAAUAAAUAAAUAUAUUUGGGGAGAUAUUGCCAAAAACAUAGCAUCACAACAUAAUGAAUUGUUUCCAUUAGAUUUCAUAAUAUGUGAUAUUGAUGUAUAGAUACCAUUCCUUGAAAUAUACACUUGUUUAGACCUUUCAGUUACUUUGCUGCAUAUUUUUGACAAGUAGAACCACAUCAAGUAUACCCACAUCAGUCAUAUACUUACCAAAAUCGAGAAUAUUAGAAAGUAUAUAAACUUUUCGUGCCAAUUACAUUCUACUACUGAUACAAAACAAUUAAAAAGUUUGACCAGAACAUAAAAAGAUAGAUGAAAACUUCAGUUAUAGCAGACUUUUUUUUAAAAGAAAUUGGCCAGUUAAAGUCAAGUUGACAUAUAUGGAGCAGGAGUGGCAAGCCAUGCAUAAAGAAAGCUUAGCCAUUGCACAAGGAUAAACAAUUCUACUUGUAUUGAUGUACUAUUCCCUCAUUGACAGGCUAUUCAAACAGUUAUCAUUUCAGUCAAGUGACCUGUCAUAGGAACUGGAAAUGUGAGCAAACAGGUGUGUUGUAGUUACAGUCAAAAGGGGUGGAGAAAACAAAGAAUGUCUGUGAAAGGGUGGAGACCAAGAAAACCUUGCUGAUACAAAAUGCAAUUGAUACCACCAAAGUGAAGGUGGUGAAUGCUUGUUGAACUAAGCACUGCUCUCUGGAGGAGAGGGAAAUAGGAGCUGAUUGAGAACAAAAGAAAGAAGAAAUAAAACAUGUUGGAACUGUGAGAUGUGGAUCACUGCAGAUGCUGAAAAUCUGAAAUAAAAGAAAAUACUGCAAGUGCAGUAGGUCAAGUAGCAGCUAUAGGGAAAAAAAAAGUUCAUGUUGCAGGAAGAUAAUUACGAUAUUCGUAUAUAUCAGUACUAAAUUUCAGAUAACCAGCCUUUCCUAUUUGUGUCAGAACUGGCUAGUCCAAUUUCUUUCCUUACAAUCUUGAUCUUUUUUUUAAUCCUUCAAGUGAUUAUUUACAUCUCUUUGGAAAAAGUUCUGUUGAAUUCCC